Dothidotthia symphoricarpi CBS 119687 is the source of this 3865-nucleotide messenger RNA. RefSeq lists its product as uncharacterized. The transcript has a single exon. Lineage: Eukaryota; Fungi; Ascomycota; Dothideomycetes; Pleosporales; Dothidotthiaceae. The coding region runs from base 1 to 3648 and encodes 1215 amino acids. The record is from RefSeq and is a predicted model, not a curated record.
AUGUAUACGAACGGUGGCUCCAGACCAGGCAAGAGUCAGCGCAAUGCUCUCCGUGCAGGUCUUUACCAGCCGCAGAGUGCCAAAGAGCGAGCUUAUGUACAACAUAUGUCCGGCCCACAAACCGAUAGCUAUGUUCCAGAUGAUCGCCUCCAGUCUCGUCCGAGGUCACGGUCUCCGUCGCCUGUUAGCAGAUUCGAGCCACGGUCAAGGAACCAGGAAAGAGAACGUAGUCGCCGUGACACGAGCGAUUAUUACUCGAGAAGACACUCUCGCUCACCACUUCGUCGUCAAAGAUCACGGUCACCCAUGAGGCAUGACGUCCGCAGGCCUGAGCCACGGUCAAGGAACCAGGAGAGAGAACGUAAUCGCCGUGACACGAGCGAUUAUUACUCGAGAAGACGAUCUCGCUCACCACUCCGUCGUCAAAGAUCGCGGUCACCUGGCCGUGAGCCACGUUCACCUUACCGUUCAGGCCGACAGCCUUAUACUCGAUACGAAAUCCACGUGUACAGGUCAAAUUCGCCUCACCCUCUUCGAGGUGUCCCUCGAUACAUGCCAACAGACGAAAGAGAUGAACGAAGAUUGCGUUUAGACCCAAAACGGAGAUCACAGUCACCACCACCGUCCAUCCCUCACAGAGGUGAAGCUGAUCGAGUUUCAGAACGCGGUCGUCAGCCCAUGUGUGAGGCUGAUCGAGCUUCGAGACACAGUCACCCGUCCAGAGUCUCGCCAAUAAAUGUGCAGGCCCCGCCACCUCAACAAGAUGGUCGUUCAGCAAAUCAGACCAGCAAGCUCGAGUCCAUGCAUACGACGCCCGUAGCACAGCAGAAACCGAAGUCUGCUAGUCAUUUCCCUACGCCUCUAUCUCAGCCAUUGGAGCAGAAUUCCGCCGACGUGAUGUCUAGUUACGUGCAGCACUGUGGAACUUCAACAAAUGGGUUUGCUCCGUCUCAAACAUGGGACCAGGAGCCUGAUCCAAACAGCAUGGACGACAGUGCUAACAAUCAACUUGGAGACGACAGUUUCGACCUCGAGCCGAAAGCCAAUGCUAAAGGAGAUGCCUUCGAGACACCCAUCGACGUUGAGAACUACAUCACGGCGUCUAAUAGCUCCAUGUAUGGGAAAGGUGGAUACCUCAAUAUACGAACAUCCAUUCAACACGUUGUUAAACAAGCGUUCCAUGGAUGUGAAGUUGGACGACUACUCAUGAUCUGUCUGAUGUAUAUUGAUAUACACGAGAGCGGAACGAAUGAAAUCAACUUAUCUUUCCGACAAGAUAUGCGUCAUUACACCCCAAUGGCAUGGGGGCUCAUAACAAUGGCAAUGGCCACUCAACUUCAAUAUACGAUGGUCGACACUUUGAUCACCUUCAGUAUUGACGAUGGCGCCAACGUGGACCAUGUCCUUUGGAUACCCUCGUCGACAUUGAUUGGAAUAACCCACAACAUACCCGGCUCCAUGCAAUGGCUGAAAGAUCACCUUACCAGCAAAAUCAGCUGCAUCGCCACGGUUGUCAGCGUAGGCGGUGACCAUUUCGUCGCAUUCCAGUUGGACGUAGGAGGAACCUGUCGAGUGUACGACUCCUUGGAUCGGUAUCAUGCCAACAGCGCCAAAAUGGUACUACAAACCUUAGUCGCUGCGUUGCGCCAGCUUGAUAGUAACACCCAAUGGGGAGAAGCGAAGCCACUGAAACUGAGGUACGAGGAAUGGUACAGGCAGUCUCUAGGCAGCAACGACUGUGGUAUCUUCUCGGCAUGGGCUGUACGCCAAAUACUCGAAGGUCGACCAAUGCAAAUAAGCAAUCCGCCGGCUAUUCAGCUCACGCGUAAGUUCCUAGUCCAGGAUAUCAUUUGUCGGAUUGAGCGCGUCUACAAGCUAUCAAAGAUAUCCCGACCAAAUUGGACGACUGCGUACAAACACGUGUGUUCUCAGCUCGACCGGGAGUCAGGCGAUGACUCAGACGACGUCUUGGACCAACCAAAUGACUCCUACGGUGGGGACGAUGCGCUCGCGAAGCUGGUGCAAAUCGAAGAUGACACCAACGACACUUACGACAAGAGUGACGGCGAUGACAAACUUCGCGACCUUCCGCUUCCAGAACAGGCACACGAUGGACUGCCAACACUCUUUACAGAAUCCGCUGCAUCACUAGCAAUGAUUCCAGGUGUUGACGGAGAAAAUCCAGGCGAACUGCUUGGACCUAUUGAUCGGUCUUCAUACUUCAGGAAUCGCACAUGGAGUCAGGGUGCCCGCUCCAUUGCGGACAUAUUACGAGCGGUGUUGCUAAAAAACCAUAAGUUUAUGUCUAUGACUACUCUGAUCAAGGAAUCAAUUGAGGAGCCGGAUGCCAUAUACAGGGAUGCAUCUUAUCCCAGGGCUUUGGUUCAGAAUCGGCGAUACUUCAACCCUAUCUCAACUCCGCUCGGGACAUUCUAUGAACUCUUGCUGUCGGAAUCUAUGACAAUCUCUCCGCGUCCUAUAGCAUUAUUCAAAUAUGAUAGGAGCCAAAUCACAGACCCCGAGCUCUUGUACAACGAAGCUGUAUCAGAAUUGAAGCUCUACGAUCUGCCAGCUAAGAGGUGUCAAGAAGUCUUCUGGUUGGUAACGAGAUCAAGCGCAUAUGAGUGCAAGAUUCUACCUCAUACAACGUUGUGGACAUGUUAUAAAGCAGCAUUUCCAACACCGCCUCUAGAGCAAAUUGCCCGUGUUGAGCUGCCGCUUAAGGUAGAUCGAAGAUCCGAUACGAAGGAGUACGCACAAUUGCUCGCCCACGAUUAUAUCUUUCUCGCCGAACAUAUCACCCAGCAAAGCAGCCAAAAUUGGCCAGACGACAGGCCAACCGGAAGUGGCGUGAUUGUGAGUGUCCUUGCCUCACAUGGACCAGUGAAAAUCUAUAUCAUAUCGCAAAACCUGGAAAACCUGACCAUCGAGCUCAAUGAGCUUUUCGAGCUUCGGAAAGUCAGAGCUGCAACCUUUGUUUUCCGCCUCGCAUUUAGUCAGGACUUUGUGGAGCUGAUUGGAUUUGAGAAUGUCACCUCUUUCCCAUACUGGUUGGAGUUCACACUUGAAGAGGGGAGAACAGCUUGGAAUAAAUUCAAUCCAGACAAGGGUCUUUACCCAACAAGCGCAGUCGAGAAGCACUUCUACGCUUUGACACAAUUAGCUCACAACAAGACCAAGGUCGCUGUCCGAUGGCACAGCAAGCCAGGUGGAGACCCCAGAUCAACUAAGAUGACGGCUGAGAUGCUCAACGAGAUGCGUGAACUACGCCCAGGGUUCCCAGAUAGCAGACGAUCGAAAACGUCCGGACGCAAUACCCUUUUGCUUGCCAACGGUUCAGACGAAAAAAAGGACGAUAACGAUUUGGACAUAAAUUCUGGUUCUGGCAGACUUGUGCUUGCAGAUGCACCACUUGAGCCUGCACCUAUGAUCGGCCGUGGCGACAGCAAAUCAAAAUGCCUUCCAUGUCGUAAAUCAAAGAGAACGACGUGUGACGGUUCUCAUCGAGGAUGUGCCAACAAUCCUACCUCCAGCCGGAAAAAAGACGCAAGAAAGGUUGCGUGUGCGUCAUGUGGUAAAACAAGGAAAAAGUGUGACGGCAGGGCACCAAAAUGUCUUCACAAUCCCAAAAAUGUGACGGUAGUGUAAAAUGUCCCGCUAAAAGCAAGAUUUGUUGAUUUUUACCGAUCUGUCCGUUUGGGUGCCACCUCAGACCAACCGAAGGCAACCGACACAGGAGCCGGCCAAGCAAAAACCCACGAAAAAAGAGAUUACGAUUAUGCCGACCGUAAAUAUAUAUACAAGAACCGGUUUUACGAGAUAUCAACUUUGGUAACAUGGGAACGUUGAAAGAGGGGAUCUAUCG